Molecule: messenger RNA, 1311 nt
Organism: Chaetomium fimeti
Lineage: Eukaryota; Fungi; Ascomycota; Sordariomycetes; Sordariales; Chaetomiaceae
Product: acyl-CoA dehydrogenase/oxidase
Exons: 4
Coding region: 1-1311 (436 amino acids)
Biological process (GO): L-leucine catabolic process
Molecular function (GO): 3-methylbutanoyl-CoA dehydrogenase activity; flavin adenine dinucleotide binding
Source: RefSeq, a predicted model, not a curated record
AUGGCGACCAGUGGCCUCCCUGUGAUCAGCAAAGCUCCUGCGAGUUCAGAUCCCGCAGUGUACCAAGAAUACCAGUCUAAAUGGGCCUCAUAUCCAACAGACACCGAGGGUUGGCUUCAACGGGCGCGAGACGUCGCCGCCGUCCUGGUCGUUGACGCCGCCGCCCGUGAGAAGGCAAACAAGUCUCCCAGAGCAGAAGUGGCACUGCUCAAACACUCCGGCCUGCUGAAGCUUCUUGGCCCGAAAAAGUACGGAGGCGGCGAGCAGCCGUGGAGCGUGGGCUACAAGGCGAUCCGCGAGGUUGCCAAGGGAGAUGGCUCCAUUGGCAUGCUCCUCGGCUACCACCUUCUCUGGUCACGCACCGCCAACGUAGUCGGCAGCGACGAGCAGGCCGACCGUCUCCAGAAGCUUAUCAUCGAGAACAACUACUACGUCGGUGGCGCCGUCAACCCGCGCGAUAGCGACCUCAAGAUCACGUAUGACGACGAGAAGAUCACGUACAGCGGCUUCAAGAACUUUACCACAGGCGCCGCCGUCUCGGACCUGAUCGUACUCGAGGGUGCCGUCGAUGGUCGGCCGCCGGAGGAGCACAUCUUCGCCCUCGUGCCGACGGCCCAGGCCGGUAUCGUCUUUAAUUACAACUGGGAUAACAUCGGGCUGCGGUUGACUGAGUCGGGGGGCGCUAAACUCGAGAAUGUGUCGGCACCGUGGGCGGAUGCCCUAGGGUGGGAUGCGAAAACGAAGAAGCCCGACCCGGCGGUGCUCGGAAUCCCGUUUCCCUCGCUGCUGCUCCCUAGCAUCCAACUGGUCUUCAGCAACUUCUACAUCGGCAUCGCCCUCGGUGCUCUCGACUUUGCGAAGCAGUACACCGUUGCCCACACAAGGGCAUGGCCGUACGGCGGCGAUACCAAGGAAUCCGCCACAGACGAGUUCCACAUCCUCUCGACCUACGGCAACUUCCACGCGCACCUGCGCGCGGCCGAAGCCCUCGCGGACCGGGCCGGCGCCGAGGCCGACCGGCUCUACGGCACGUACGCGCCCAACCGGGCCGGGCUGACGCCGCAGGAGCGUGGCGACUGGGCCGAGUGGGUGGCCAGCGUGAAAGUGGUCGCCACCGACACGGGCCUGCGGGUGACGUCGGGCGUGUUCGAGGUCACGGGCGCGCGCGCGACGGCGAGCAAGGUCGGCCUGGACCGCUUCUGGCGCGACAUUCGCACGCAUACGUUGCAUGACCCGGUCGCGUAUAAGAAUAGGGAGUUGGGGAGGUUCUUCUUGCUGGGGCAGGCGCCGGAGCCGACGUGGUACACUUGA